AUGAUGCAGUCACCAUAUACCCUCCGCACUGGUAUUUAUCCCGAGAUCGACCCGGAUCGGCUCACGGGCUCGUUGACAGGCAAGAAUGCCCUGAUAACGGGUUCUGGCAGGGGUAUCGGGCGGGAGAUCGCUAUCGCAAUGGCGCGAGCUGGGGCUAGCGUUUGCGUCACGGCACGAACAAGCAGCCAAGUCGAGGAAACAAAAGCUGAAAUCGUCCGCUUAGGUCUGAAUGGCAAGGUUGUAGGGAUCGUUGCAGACGUGCUCAAGCUGAAAGACCAGGAACGCCUUGUACACGAGUUUCGUGAACAGCUCGGCCCCGUUGAUGUCUUGGUGUGCAAUGCUGGCAGCAACAUGUUCCAGCCCUUCCACCUGACGAAUGCAACUGAGUGGUGGGAUAUUAUGGAGCUGAAUGUCCGGGCACCAGUGGAACUCACUCGACUUGUCCUUCCAGAAAUGCGUGAGAGGAACCAGGCCGUCAUAAUCUACACCUCAUCGCGAGCUGCCAAAGCGGACCUCCCCUGGACCACGGCAUACAACUGUGCCAAGACAUCUAUCACCAGAUUCGCGGGUACUCUGCAAGUGGAGCUAGAUCAAGUGCAGAAGAUCGAGAAGGGGGUGAACAAUAACAUAUCUGUCUUCAGCAUUCAUCCAGGAGAGAUAGAGACCAAUCUCCACGAGACGGCGUUUCCAACGAAGACAAAGCAAGAGGCGCCUUACGUUAUCGAGCAUAUGGAGAAGAUAGGUGCUAAGAGACCUCAUUUCGAGCCUGCUUUGCCAGCGUGGACUUGCGUCUGGCUUAGCUCUGGGAAGGGCUCGGCGCUGAGGGGGGGAUUUGUGGACUGUACGCGUGAUGUAGGCGAACAAGUAAAGGAUGCAUUAGAGAACGGAAAGACAUAA
Molecule: messenger RNA, 897 nt
Organism: Fusarium verticillioides 7600
Lineage: Eukaryota; Fungi; Ascomycota; Sordariomycetes; Hypocreales; Nectriaceae
Exons: 1
Coding region: 1-897 (298 amino acids)
Molecular function (GO): oxidoreductase activity
Source: RefSeq, a predicted model, not a curated record